AUGGUCGACCUUAGGAUGAUAACUCUAGGAGUCUACCAGCUGAAGAGAGCCAGAAGUUAUGCAGAAGAGCAUGCAGAUUCAAUAGAUCUAACAGACCCAAAUCUCGAAUUUCCAAUACAAUCUUGUACUGAUACAAACGCACAUGACAUUAUAAGAAUUCGAUUUCAAUCAGCACAUAAGAAAUCCAGUCAAUACUACACAUACAUUCAAUUUGACCCGAAUCAAAUACUGGCUUGGUAUUGCACGUGUCGAAGUGGUCCAAGAGUAGUAGGAUGCUGUUCUCAUGUCGCAGCUGGAAUAUGGUUUCUUGGUUAUGAACGUCAUCAACUCGAGACAAAUCAACAACCUUCAUCAACCAACUUCGCAAAUCUCCAUUACUGUGAUUCAAUAUCCGACUAUGAAGACUCAUCUGACGAAGAUAACGAUGCAAGAUAUUCCUCUACACGCUAG
This is a messenger RNA of Rotaria socialis, 450 nucleotides long. The record is from the annotation of a GenBank genome assembly. Lineage: Eukaryota; Metazoa; Rotifera; Eurotatoria; Philodinida; Philodinidae.